Molecule: messenger RNA, 3704 nt
Organism: Pantherophis guttatus
Lineage: Eukaryota; Metazoa; Chordata; Lepidosauria; Squamata; Colubridae
Gene: CD34
Product: CD34 molecule
Biological process (GO): cell-matrix adhesion
Cellular component (GO): membrane
Source: RefSeq, a predicted model, not a curated record
CCACCUCACAAUCUUGAGCCACAAGCACAUCUUUUAGGAGAGAAUCCUAUCCCACAAUGAACUGACCUCAAAAAGCUUUAGUUAAUAGGAAGAAACACUGAAGCCUCCAGAACACGGCAGAGAAACUAAAUCUGAGGGGAGCUCUAAGAGUCAUUCAGUUGUUAGUCCUAAGCACUGUACCGGGAAUGAUGCUAGUGUGGAGUUUUAAGAUCAUGAAGGAAAGGCAACUCCUCUGGGCAACCUUCUAUGUUUUGUGCCUGUUGGAAAAUCCAGUCUCUGGUGAUGAAAAUGUUUCAAGUACUAUUUUUCCAAAUACUACCAUUGCUGAGAAGUUGACGAUAAUCAUUACUUCUACUUCUGCUUCUAAUAUUACCUCUUUAAGCCCUACUAUUACAUCACUAGAAGAGACAUCAAGUAAUGCUACCAAGCCAGAGAUAAUUGCCCCCAUUACACCCACAACAAACAUAACUUUGCCAAAUACAACAGCUAAGUCGUUUACUACACAGUGGAAUGCAACAUUGACUACUAACAAUGAGACAACAACAAUUCAAAAUUUAACCUCAACACCGCUUCUAAUACAUGAACCUACUAAGCCAACAACAUAUAAUUCUACCAUUUUUCUUAUUACAACCAUGACUGAGAACAACAAUGUGAUGUUCAACAUCACAUGUAUGAAAAUCAAGCAGCGGCCUCCUGCCACUGAAGUGGUAUGCUUGGAACUCCAUGAAGUCCAAUCUUGUGAAAACUUUAAAAGAAACAAAGGGGAGGGAUUGAGCAAAUUGGUCUGUAAAAAAAAAGAAGUGCCAUGCCUUAUUGAACUGGCCGACUCUGAUAUGAAUCACCACUGCAUGUUGUUGCUUGCAGUUAACAAUACAGAAAAUAUAGGUGCAGAAGCAUUGUGUGGCUUUCUGGAUGACAAGCAGCCGGAUUUGAAAGCGCUUGGGAUAAAAUCCCACAAGCAGGAACGCACUGAGAUUCACCAGGUCCAUUCUCAGGGGACCCUUAUUGCCUUGGUCACCACUGGCCUGCUGUUGGCAUUUUUGGGAUUGGCUGGAUAUUAUCUUAUGAAACGACGAAGCUGGAGUCCCAUGGGAGAAAGGCUGGGUGAAGAUCCUUAUUACAUCGAAAAUGAUAGCCAUGGCAACCCUGAAAUCCCUGUGGCCUCUCAAGAACAGUCUGACCUGCAGGAUAAACCAAAUCUCAAUGGAGGGGCUCGGGAAAAUGGAACUGGCCAGCCAUCCUCAAAAAAUGGACACCAAACGAAGCCCCAGGUUGUUGCUGACACAGAACUGUGAAAAUGCUGUGACCUUCUUAAUGCAGCUGGAAAAAGCUCAACUGCACUUACAAAGAGGAGUUAGGAGUAAAAAUUCCUAAAUGAAAUUAUAAUAUCUUUUUAAAAAAAACAUUAACAUCUUAAUAUUAAUUCUUCAGGGCUGACGCAGCAUUUGUGUAUGGAAAUUGUAAAAUUAGCAAACUGCUUCAAUGGGAUUGGGAAUGUUCUUAAUAAACGUGGAGUUUGGGGUUUUUUUUAUUUUAUUUUUGUACUUUUAGAUGUGAUAUCCUUCACAAUAGUUCAUCCAGGGAGACGUUUCCUAGAAAUUAAAGAUUUUUCACUUAUUUGAGAGUUGUUUAAUAUCUAUCUGAUGCUGUUUAGAGUAAGAAAGGACAUUUUCACUUUUUUAAAAUGUAAAUUUAACUUAAUUUUAAAAUAUAACAGAGAUUUAACAACUAUGGCUCCAGAGUAGUAUGCAGCUGAAAGUCCCUAGAUUUUGGUAAUCACCACCCUUUCUCAUACCCAACUAAGACUGUCUUGCCUACCUUUCUGCAUUUAGGCUAUGCUGCAAUUUGUACAUAACAUAAGUUGAUUGUAACUCUGCAACUCAUCAAAAGCCUUUUGAAAUAUGGUUGAGGCAGUUCUUAAACAAUACAAAAUAAACUCUUCAUCAAAUUUGCUUAAUUCGAAAGAACUGAGUACCUUUUCCAUUUUAAAAGAAAUAGGAAAAAUUAGGAGACUUUUAUACAGUGGUGAAAUCCAAAUUUUUUUACUACCGGUUCUGUGUGCAUGGCUUGGUGGGUGUGGUGUGGCUUGGUGGGCGUGGCAGGGGAAGGAUACUGCAAAAUCCCCAUUUCCUUCCCACUCCUGGGGGAAAGAUAUUGCAAAAUCUCCAUUCCUACUCCACUCUGAGGCCAGCCAGAGGUGGUAUUUGCGGUUCUCCAAACUACUCAAAAUUUCUGUUACAGGUUCUCCAAACUGCUCAAAAGUUCCGCUACCAGUUCUCCAGAACCUGUCAGAACCUGCUGGAUUUCAUCCCUGCUUUUAUAACAUGAAAAUGCAGUAUAGUAGGCAAUUGACCUAAAUCUCAAAUGCUCUGUCUCCUUCAAACUUUGUUUUCAUUGUCCAUAUACUGUACAUAACAACAAGCAAACAACUUUUUUUCCCUACGUAGUACUUUCUAGAUGCUUUGGGACUGUUACUAGAACUCAUAGCAAGUACAUCCUUUGAAUUCCAAAAGUUGCUGAUUUUUUUUUUUAACAUAAAGGAAAUAAGUCUGAAAUGUUAUUUGUAAUCCAGAUACAGUUAAUUACAUUGAAAUUAAGAGUGGCAUUAGUUGUAGUUACAUUAAGUAGAGUUACAUAUUUCCGAGCCUCGAAUCCUAUUUUAACAUUCUGGGGUUUGAAUACAAUGCAAUUUACUUCUAAAUAGACAUUUAUAGGAUGUCACAGGGCCUUUGAAUCUAGUUUUCAAACAAAACAUGUGAGAGUCUAUCUGUAAAUGAAAAUGCAAAUAUAACUAUAUUUAAGUUGUAUGCUUAAACAUAUCUAAGAUCACAAUAGUCAUGCUUUAAUUUAGCCUAUAUUUUAGGCUAAAUUAAAUAUUCUAACCCUCUUUUCUUCUCCCAAAUAUUUUUUCCAUUGCCUUCCUUCAGUGCUCAUCCUGAAAUGUAUUGACUAUUUAAGUGUUAUUUGAAAAUAGAAUGUAGAACAAAAUGUGACCAGGCUCUGAAAGAAAUUGUCUUUUUUAUAGUAAUUAUCAUGGAUAUUUUUGUUUUAACUGGAAAUAAUUCAAGAACACCUAACAUGAAUAUUACUGCCUUAUUUACACUUGUCACUGGAAACAUUAGCUAGAUAUGGGAUAAUGAACAUAAAAAUAAGUAGCCCACUAGAGAAAGGAAUAUAUUUUGUCUUUUUAAUUCAAAUUUCCCUAAUCUGCUUUUGUCCAGAUAUGUUGGAACUAGAAUUCCUUGCCAGGUGUUAUCCAAAUGCUGGUGCUAGAGAAUGAAUCAAUUAUUUAGUAGAUUAGUAUAGAUAGUCUUAAUGUUUACAUUUUUGUAUUAAACAAGCAAACAUGAUUGUUAAUAUGAUAUAAAGGAAGAAUGUAUAUUGGAAUUGUCUCUAGUGUAAACUAUACAUAUGUAUAGAUCAUUUUCAUAAUUUAAAAAGGCAGCAUAAGUAUAUUUUAAUUGUUACUUAGUAUCUGAUUUCCAAAAUGCCAUUUUGAUUGUUUUGGGUUUGAUGUACUUAAUUGAAAAGCUGUAAUGGGCAGAAAUGAUUUGCCUUAAGUUUGUCUCUGAAUGUUCGGCAACAGUAAGUUUUCAGUUGAAAUAUUCCUUUGCAUAGAUACAGUAAUUAAAUAAUAGUAGAGAUGAAACAGCAUAAUUAAUGUUAAUGUAAGAAAAAAAUCAAAAUACACAGGAAUGGCCCAU